AUGUCGCCUUUGCCUUUCGUUCAGAUUAUGCUAAUCAAGACAACAUUCCUUGAUUUGAAGAUGUUGAGUGAUAUGCCAAGUAUAAAAGAUUUACCAAUCAGCCCUUUGUUCAGUACGGUAACUGGUCUGUGUUCUAUGCCUCCAAGAAGCCAAGACGGCGGAACAACGUGGAAAAUGCCACGAACAGCAAAACCAUUUUCUCCAUGGCGGGAGAACUGUUUGUUGGCAAGAAGCUUAUGCAAAUUAUUGCAUCUGAUAUUGAAUGGACGUAUCCAUUCGUGGAAAGAGCCACCACCGAUAAAGGAAGCAAAUGUCCUGAUGCAAGAAGCCGAAAUUGAAGCGUUUAGACUUCGAGGAGAAAUGUGUGAAGGGCUCUGGGAACCAAAAAAAAGGUCUGCGAACUACCAUAAUGGUGGUUAUAAUGGAGAGUCGAGUGCAAGCACGCAAAAAAUGGGCAUGGAUACAAAUUGUGAAGAGCAGGAAGGGAUGCCUCGAGAAACAACUUGA
Messenger RNA from Entrophospora candida, 507 nucleotides. NCBI's taxonomy places the organism in Eukaryota, Fungi, Glomeromycota, Glomeromycetes, Entrophosporales, Entrophosporaceae. The record is from the annotation of a GenBank genome assembly.